AUGACAAACAAUACUAUUGGUACUUGUCCUCUAGGAGGUCUUGGGUGUUAUGAUAUCGAUCCAUGCUCGAGCAACGCUAACAAUUGCCCUCAACCUCAUCUAUAUCCUGCCGCAUUUAAGUCGGUAACUACUGCUUUGAGCAUCCCUGGCUCACAGAGUACCACGUUUCAGACGAGUGUCCUUCCAACGACAACCUUCCCACUCCCUAUAAUUUCUAUGACGACCCCGCCUGGAGCAUCUACCACUGCUCGAUUUCUAUCAUUGGCAUAUUCAAACUCUUCAAGGACUACACUUUGGAACAAUACGGGGUACUCGACCCAGUCAUCUUUGAACCAAUCAAAUUUUGGAGCUGAACCUACAGCGUCCUCAAUUCUCCAUUUUACCACUUCCAGUAUCCCAGUUUCCACCGGAAUUGCGCCACCAAGCUCAAUAUUGACCAAAUGCAGUAAUGCCGAUAAUGACAACACUUUCAUGGCAGCCAGUCCGAGUGUGGUGACUGUAACAUCGAUAUCGACAUUCACAGCUGUCAGAAUAUCGGUGUAUACAGAGGCUUAUAGCUCAUCGGAUACCCCUUCUCACUCUGAUUCACUAUCCUUAUUCACAACCACAUCAUCUCCAGUUACAAAGUCUCCUGACACAUCAUACCUGACGUCCCCUCUCUACGCAGCCAGCUCGACAUCUUUACCUCCUACUACUGGCACUGCGCUCCAUUCCAAUACUGCAACCGAUACUACAAUCGAUACGAAACUCAUCGCCUGGGGCGCUAGCGGCGGAGUCGCUUUUGUUUUGGUCUUCGCACUCAUAUCUUGGUUUCUACGUCGUCGUCGAAAGCGAGUCAACAAGAAAAUCAGCAAACCAAUCAUCACUUCCUUAUCCACUCGUCUACCAUGGAAAAAGACAUCGAAAGAAAUCCCCCGCAUUUCUCUCUCCGGCUAUCCUUUCAAAGGAAUGGCACCAUCUACAUCGAACACCAGUGAAGAAGGGGUAAACGAGACCUGGUCUGCCAGCUUGAGAGACUAUCGGAAUCUGGGCUAUAUGGAUGUAUCGAAAUUAAGUUUGAAUAAUAAUUCAGCGCCUAGUAAUCAAAAGCCAACGCACCUCUCUGGAUAUGAAUCGCAUUAUUCAAGACCAUUCCAUUCUCAGUCUUUACCUAAUGACGAAAAUUCAACAUCGCUCAGAGGGGGACUAGAUAGGAAUUCUUUCGCUCAGAGAAUGGUGCAGAGGGGAUGGGACGCAGUUGAUUUGCAAAGUGGUUAUGUCGCGCGAGAUAAUGGAAAAGAAUAG
Botrytis porri is the source of this 1284-nucleotide messenger RNA. RefSeq lists its product as uncharacterized. The record is from RefSeq and is a predicted model, not a curated record. The transcript is spliced from 3 exons. Lineage: Eukaryota; Fungi; Ascomycota; Leotiomycetes; Helotiales; Sclerotiniaceae. Bases 1 to 1284 code for a protein of 427 amino acids.